AUGGGCUGGAAUAGCUGGAAUGCAUUCAAGGCUGAUUUUAACCAAACCGUCAUUGAAAAUACCGCAAGUCUACUUGUCAGCACAGGCUUGCGUGAUGCUGGUUACAUCUAUCUUGUCAUGGAUGAGGGGUGGCAGGCAAUGGAAAGAGACGAGAAUGGGCGACAACAAGCAAACACUACGAAGCUGCCGGGUGGAGUGGCCAGAAUUGCGGAUUUUUUGCAUAACAAGGGGUUGAAGCUAGGGGUCUACAGUGAUGCAGGAAUAUACGACUGUGACUUCUAUCCAGGCCCCUGGGGCUACGAAGAACUGGAUGCUGCGACUUAUGCCGAAUGGGGUGUGGACUAUCUCAAGUAUGACAACUGUGGGGGAUUUGAAGCAAAUACCGAAAGUCCACAGGUUCGCUUCGGAGCAAUGAGAGAUGCGCUCAGAGGCACUGGUCGAGAAAUUUUCUAUUCGAUCUGCCAAUGGGGCCAUCAAUUCCCCUGGUAUUGGGCAGACGAGAAUAGCCAGUCAUACCGGAUGUCGGGAGACAUAACCGAUGUUUUCAGUGACACUGGAAAAGACUGUGCUUGCAAAACGGCAUACUGCAUGGAUGUCGGCUACGCCGGCUGCAGUGUGUUGACAAUAAUUCGAAGAAUGAGAGAGCUCAGCCCUUUUCAAAAGUCUGGAGCAUGGGCUGAUAUGGAUAUGCUUGAGAUCGGCAACGGAAACAUGACCUUACACGAACAACAGACGCACAUGACAUUUUGGGCCGCUUUGAAAUCGCCGCUGAUCAUCGGUGCCGAUCUGCAAAUGCUUUCCGAUGAGAGUUUAGGCGUGUUGAAAAACAAGGAGAUUAUCGCCGUCUCACAAGAUUCUCUUGGUGAAGCAGUGCAAUACCUUCCAGAUUUGAGUACUGACAAGAGUAUCCAGGUUUGGGCUGGCCCGUUGACCGGCAGCAAGGUUUUGAUAUUGGUACUCAGUGAGCUUGCGAGUGCGACGACUGUCAAUUUGUCUUUGGGUGAUAUUACGGGACUUACGUCUGAUCGUUCUUAUACUGCUCGAGAUAUAUGGGGGGCAAAGAGUCUUGGCCGGGUAAAAGGGAACAUCACGUUGCAAGUGGAUACACACCAAACAAGAGCCCUGGUUGUCAGCUAA
Molecule: messenger RNA, 1137 nt
Organism: Penicillium pulvis
Lineage: Eukaryota; Fungi; Ascomycota; Eurotiomycetes; Eurotiales; Aspergillaceae
Product: glycoside hydrolase family 27 protein
Exons: 5
Coding region: 1-1137 (378 amino acids)
Biological process (GO): carbohydrate metabolic process
Molecular function (GO): hydrolase activity, hydrolyzing O-glycosyl compounds
Source: RefSeq, a predicted model, not a curated record